UGAGGCCCAGGGCGCGGCCCCCUCUGCCCCGCAGCCCUCGCGUCCAGCGCUGGCCAGCGACCCCGCCCGGCCGACACCGCGCGCCGCAAGGCGCCCUGUCAAUGAAGUCGGGAGCCGGCGCCCUGCUCCUGGCCGUGUGGCUCGCCGCCGCGAGGACGGCGGCUGGCGCAGACGCCCUCGACGGCCUAAGCCCCGUGACGCGCGUGGUUGAGCUGCUCAAGGACCUUCAGAAGCUGUGCGAGGAAAAUCUGGACGCCGAGACCACGGCAUUCGAGAAGUUCAAGUGCUGGGCCACGACCACCGUGAGCGUCAAGACGGCCUCGAACGAGAAGGCCGAGGCGCGGUUGGAGUCCCUGGAGCAGUACAUCGCCGACCUGGAGGCGGGCCGCAUCGAGCUGACCAGCGAGCGCUCGGACCUGGAGAAGGAGAUCGCGGGCCUGACGGCGGACCUGGAGAACGCCGAGGCCCUGCGCGACAGGGAGCACGAGGACUUCCUCGCCGCGGAGGAGGAGACGAAGAAGGCCAUCGCGGCGGUGGAGGAGGCCGUUGGGGUCCUGGAGGAGGCGCAGCCCGGCGGCGGCUCGUUCCUCACCGUGGACAGGAAGGCCGGCGCCGGGCGGCUCCGCUCGGGCGCGGCGGACUUCGACAAGCUGAUGCGCGCCGUCGACUUCGGCAAGCGGUUCCUGUCGAGGGGCGACGCGGUCUUCCUCGAGAGGGUCCUGACGGGCGACGUGCCGGAGUGGGACUGGAAGAAGCUCAACCGGAAGGCCGAGUUCAAGAUGAGCUACACGACGCGCACGGCGAAAAUCGUGCAGGUGCUGAAGAACAUUAAGUUCACCUUCGCCCAGACGCUGAACGACAUGGUCAAGAAGGAGGAGGCGGCCGUGGAGACCUACGAGAAGCUGAAGGAGUCCAAGACGGGGCAGAAGGACGCGGCCGAGGAGGCUCUGGGCAAGAUGGAGCUGGAAGGCGCGGCCCGCGGCCAGACGAAGUCCGAGGCCCAGAGCGAGGUCGACGAUCUGAAGACCCAGAUGGAGAACGACGAGAAGUUCAUCGGCCAGGCCAAGGCCGAACUGAAGGAGAAGGAGGACGAGUGGGUGGAGCGCAAGAAGAUCCGCAUGGACGAGAUCAGCGCCAUCAGCGAGGCCAUCCGUGUGCUUCACAGCGACGACGCGCGCGGGGUCGGCGGACCUCUUCAAGCGGUCGCUGUCGUCGCAGGGCUACGUCCAGGUCUCGUCCCAAGGGUUCCAGUUCGUGCAGGCCUCCCAGUCCCGGGCCCGCGCCCACGAGCUGCUCGCCUCCGCGCCGCGCCGCGCGUCCACCGCGGUCCGCCGCGCCGCGGCCCGCGCUGGCGGGGACCCGCGGCUCCUGGCGCUCGCCGAGCGGACCCCGGCGGGCGACGGCGUCGUG
Prorocentrum cordatum is the source of this 1410-nucleotide messenger RNA. Lineage: Eukaryota; Dinophyceae; Prorocentrales; Prorocentraceae. The record is from the annotation of a GenBank genome assembly.